Messenger RNA from Brassica oleracea var. oleracea, 2567 nucleotides. Its product is annotated as cell division control protein 48 homolog C-like. The transcript is spliced from 8 exons. Gene Ontology annotation, molecular function: ATP binding; preribosome binding; RNA binding. Gene Ontology annotation, biological process: ribosome biogenesis. Lineage: Eukaryota; Viridiplantae; Streptophyta; Magnoliopsida; Brassicales; Brassicaceae. Gene Ontology annotation, cellular component: nucleus. The coding region runs from base 35 to 2422 and encodes 795 amino acids. The record is from RefSeq and is a predicted model, not a curated record.
GCAAAUUAGGGGUUUUCCCAGCCACCACCAGACGAUGGGGAGGAGAGAGAAUAGUAGGAGAGAUUUGAGUCGAGCUAUGGAUUCGUGCGGGAAGGAUUUAUCUACGGCGGAGGAAAUCGUGGACGCCCUCCGUUCCAGGUACGGUAAAUAUAAGAGGAUGUCCCGUCAAGCACUUGUCCUCAACGUCCGAAAUGUCCUUGAUGCCCGAAACAACAACAAGAAGCGUGUGAAAGAAGACGAAGAGGAUGAUGAUUCUGAUGAAGGUGCUGGUGGUGGUAAGAUGAAGAAACAGAGACGUCUUGAUGAACAAUCACAUGUCGAGAGGAGAAACAAAGAGAAGUCAGUUUCUUAUUCUUCUUCUUCGUCGGAAGACAGUGACGGCCAUAUCUCGACUUCCGAGGACGCUAAGGUGAGUCCAAGGAUUGAUUUGACCAGUGACUGCUUAAGAGGUAGCUACGCUAAGAUGAAUAGCUCCACGAAACUUGCUCCUCCUAAACAGAGACGUCAAGGUGCUGGUGGUGGUAAGAUGAAGAAACAGAGACGUCUUGAUGUCAAGGAGAAGUCAGUUUCUUCUUCUUCUUCGUCGGAAGACAGUGGCGGCCAUAUCUCGAAACUUGCUCCUCCUGGUAAAGUAGGACCUACUUUUAAAGACUUUGCCGGGAUUAAAAAAGUGUUGGAUGAGUUGGAUCAGUAUAUUCUGUCCCCUAUUCUCAAUCCUCCAUUGUUUGGGAAGAUUGGAGCGAAGCCACCAAGCGGGAUUCUAUUCCAUGGACCACCUGGCUGUGGAAAGACUCGCUUGGCCAAUGCCGUCGCCAACGAAGCUGGUGUUCCCUUUUAUCAGAUUUCAGCCACAGAAAUUGUUUCUGGUGUUUCUGGUGCGUCUGAAGAGAAUAUUAGAAGGCUCUUCUCUAAAGCUUACAGGACUGCGCCUUCUAUUGUGUUUAUCGAUGAGAUUGAUGCAAUUGGUUCUAAGAGAGAGAACCAGCAAAGGGAGACGGAGAAGCGGAUCGUAACACAACUAUUGACUUGUAUGGAUGGGCCUCCUCCGGGAGGAGGAGAAGAUACGACGGCUGCUGCUGGAUAUGUUGUUGUCAUUGGAGCUACUAAUACCCCUGAUGCUCUUGAUCCUGCUCUCAGAAGGGGUAGGCGAUUCGGGCGUGAGAUUGCUCUAACCCCUCCUGAUGUACAUGCCAGGGCUGAGAUACUCUCUCUCGUUGCCCAAAGACUUAGACUUGAAGGUUCCUUUGACAUGAAAAGAAUCGCUCGCUUAACACCAGGUUUUGUUGGAGCUGAUUUGGAGGAGUUAGCUGACAUGGCUGCCAGUCUUUGCGUAAAGAGGAUCAUGGAUUCAAGAAAAUUGCAACUCUCCGGCGACAGUGAUGAUGGUGAUGAUAGAUCUUGGCUGAGGCUGCCCUGGUCAGACGAAGAUUUGGAUAAGCUCUUUGUCAGAAUGUCUGAUUUUGAGGAAGCAGUCAAGUUAGUUAAGGGAUCUUUAACUAGAGAAGGUUUCUCUACUGUGCCUGAUGUCUCAUGGGAUGAUGUUGGUGGGCUUGGCCAGCUACGGAGUGAACUCAACAAUUACAUAGUCAGGCCUAUCAAAUAUCCAGACAUGUAUGAGAAAUUUGGAAAGACGUUAGAGACAGGUUUCUUGCUCUAUGGACCACCGGGUUGUGGAAAGACUUUGGUUGCAAAGGCAGUUGCAAACGAGGCAGGAGCUAAUUUCAUACACAUCAAGGGUCCAGAACUUCUAAAUAAAUACGUUGGAGAAAGCGAGCGUGCUAUUCGGACCUUGUUUCAGCGCGCCCGGACAAGCUCACCAUGUGUAAUCUUCUUUGAUGAGGUGGAUGCUUUGACAGGAAGGCGUGGCAGAGAAGGUGAUCAUUUGGUUGUUGGUGGUCUUUUGAACCAGUUUCUCACUGAACUGCACGGUGGAGAUAGACGUGACGUUUAUGUCAUCGGAGCUACGAACAGGCUCGAUGUGAUUGAUCCUGCCUUCUUGAGACCAGGUAGGUUUGGGAAUCUUGUGUACGUACCCCUCCCUAACGCGGAUGACCGUGUUUCGAUCCUAAAAUCUAUUGCAAACAAGAGACCCUUAGAUCCUAGUGUUGAUCUGGAUGCCAUUGCAAACAAGUACUGUGAAGGUUUCAGCGGAGCUGAUCUCGCUAACCUGAUGGACAAAGCUAUACACGUGGCUGUGAAGGAGAAGUUCCAGUCCAUUGAGUCGUCUGAAGAUGGCGAUAUGGAUUUUAGUGAUUGCACCAUCAAGAUGACUCAUUUCAAGCAAGCCUUGUCCUCAGUCACACCAUCUGUCAGCAAACAGCAAAUAAAACACUACGAGGAACAACGGAAGAAAUUUCAAAGCAGCACCGGAAGAAACAACAUGGACAAAAUCAACGUAGGACCAUCUUUUGCCCACGAGUGAUUAAAAAAGAAAAUAUAAAAAGAAAAUAGAACUCUUUUAAUUUAUAAAUGUCUGCACUCGUUUUCCCGAGGGAGAGAGAUGCCAUGUCUUUUUUUUUUCCCCAACUUGACAUUUAAUCAUAGUCAUUAAGUUUUGUCUGUUCCAA